AUGAUACGGCGAAGACGAUUGAAAAGUGAUGGUCAUAAGGCUGUACGGACGUUGUUUCGUCCAUUGCAACGUGUAAAUAAUGAAGAGGAAGAUUACCUGGAUGAUCAGUUGCUGAAUUCAUCAAAACAUUCUUCGCAAGUCUUCGAUGUCGAUGAUGCGGGCGAUGAAAGUGACACAUCGAACAUUGAUGAAAAGCGUCGGAAAUAUACAGGACGUGAGCUGGAUUGUAUACAUUAUCGGCUUAUCAAUGAACGUGUUGUAAACGACGUUACUUUGGAAUUUUUUUAUAAACCACGUACAGUUACGGUUCUUGUUAUCAUUUGUGCGCUGCUUGUUAUUCCAGCAUUUAGUAGGAAUGAUGAUAGUUCAGCAAUUAAUGUUUAUGCCGGUAUUACUGCUGCAGUUGUUUUAUUUCUUGUUGUCAGUGGUCUCACAUUUCCAAAUGGUCCAUUUAUCCGUCCACAUCCAGUUUUCUGGCGCAUUAUUUUUGGUAUGAGUGUCUUAUAUAUAUUGAUGCUUCAAUUUGCAUUGUUUCAAAACUUUCGUGAUAUCAAAGAUGUAUUGAAAUGGCUUGAUCCAAAAGGCUUAAGUAAGGAAAAAUUGGACGAAAAAGCUUAUGCUGUCAACUGUUCCGAUAUCACAUUGGAGCGAUUAUGGGGCUACAUGGAUAUAUUUGCCAUUGGACAUUUUGUUGGCUGGGCCAUGAAAGCUUUACUUAUUCGCCAUUCUAUCAUAUGUUGGUAUAUUAGUAUCGCAUGGGAAUUAACCGAGGUUUUAUUCGCUCAUUUAUUACCAAACUUUCAAGAAUGUUGGUGGGAUGCGAUUAUUUUGGACAUUUUGUUGUGCAACGGACUAGGCAUAUGGUUUGGCAUAUGGUUGUCAAAUUUCUUUGAGAUGCGACAGUUCCAUUGGGAAAGUAUUAAAGAUAUCAAAACAGCACGUGGUAAAUUCAAACGAGCUGUGCUACAAUUUACUCCCGAAAGUUGGAUGAAAGUGGACUGGUAUAAUAACUGCGCUCUGAGAAGAACGUUGGCAAUUUAUGGAUUUGUCUUAGUUUGGCUGAUAACGGAAUUAAAUACUUUUUUUCUGAAGCACAUAUUCGCGGUGGACACAUCACAUCCAUUAGUGUUUUCAAGGAUUCUUUUAAUUGCCUUCAUAUCAGCCCCAACCAUACGACAAUUUUAUUUAUUCGCCACCGAUCCUCGAAUUAAACGUAUGGGUAUGCAAAGUUGGGUUUAUGUGGCUAUUUGUACUUUGGAAGCAUCAAUUUGCAUCAAAUUUGGACGACCACAGCUUCCUCGUGUUAAACUAACACUGAUUGUUUCAUGGAUCUGUUUUAUGGCUGUUGGUACAUUUGCAUCUGUUUGGAUGUCAGUUUGGUGGGUACGCACAUUCACGAAAACGGAAAAAGUGAGUAUAAACGGUUGCUUGAGGGAUUGUUACUUAGAUUCAAGUCAUGAAAAUCUUGGUGCACUCACUGAUGAGGUAAAGGCACGUCGAAGACGACUGAAUAUAUCCGAUUCGGAUUUGAGCUGA
Molecule: messenger RNA, 1536 nt
Organism: Brugia pahangi
Lineage: Eukaryota; Metazoa; Nematoda; Chromadorea; Rhabditida; Onchocercidae
Source: the annotation of a GenBank genome assembly